GCCCGCUUCGGUCUGCGUCUUGCGCCUGCUCAGUAGACGCAACUUGUUGGGCGGGGUUGUUGUGGACGAAUCUUUUUUGCUAUAUUUUUCCAUUCUUUUCUUGUUUUUUUUUUUUUUACUACAAAGAAAACGUGACACAACCAAUCGCUGUCGCCAAGCGGCAACAAAUCAAGACAAGAAGCGGUUGAUAUCUUGCAUAAGUUGCAACUUUUCACAGCGGCGGCGAGGGGGGGGGGGCACGAUGUUCGAGAAAGCCUUCAGGGACUUCGGCAUUCAUUUUAACACUUUGAAUGAAAAGAACACUUUUUCCAGCGGAGACCUGGUGACGGGCCACAUCGCCUUCGUCAUCCCCAAGGCGACGAAGAUUCGCUCCAUCGCGAUGUGUCUGACGGGAAACGUUGACGUCCACUGGACGUCGGGGGGAGGCAAACGGAAAAGGACGUACCACGCCAAAAUGGACUUCUUUCGUCUCAAAAGCACCAUUUUGGAAGAAGGAGCUGUCGGGAGCGCCAGCCAGCUUCCUCCCGGGAGGCACGUGUAUCCAUUUACAUGUCAGAUCCCGCAAGGGGACUUCCCGUCCAGCUUCCGCGGGCCUCACGGACAAAUUUGCUACAAGCUGACCGUGAGCAUUGACAGGCCGUGGCACAUGUCGAAGGACUUCGUGACCGAGUUGAACUUUGUGCACCGCGUCGAUUGCAACCGGCCGGAGCUGACGGCUCCCCUCUCAGGCUCCAACUGCACGAGCGUCUGCUCCCUGAGUUGCACGUCAGGUUCCAUCACAAUGACGGCCAGCGUGGAAAAAAAAGGCUUCGUGCAAGGCGAAACGAUCAGGAUCGUGUGCAACUUCAGCAACGGUUCAUCCCGAACGGUGAUCCCCAAGGCCAAACUGAAGCAGAAGCAGCAAUACAACACGCCUAAAGGGGUCCGAGGACGCUUAUUCGUGAAAAAACUGGACUCUGUGACCGGCCCGCCCGUCGCCGCCCACACCUUUGACGCGCAGACGGAGAUGACGCUCACCAUUCCCGACGACUCGUCGCUCACCAUCACCAACUGCAACCUCCUGCAGGUGGAGUACGAGAUUGAGCUGAGCCUCUGCCUAAGAGCCUCCUCGGACCUCACCGUCCUGUUUCCCAUCGUCGUCUGCGACAUCCCUUUACACCCCCGUUAUCCAGACUAACAUUUCAAAAGUACCUUAUCGAAGAUCCGGAUCCGAUACCUUUUGAGAUUGCAGUACCGGGAUCUCGCUGUUUGAAUGGGAUUUGACCUCAACGUUCUUCUCAGGUUCACCCGGUCUGAUGACACUUUCCUGCGUGGUCAAAGUUACAAACUAUGCAAAGUUUCUAUUGAACAAAUGUUUCUUUUUCCCUCUUUUUUGCCAUAUUUUGAAUGUACAUGUUACGCCUUUAAAAAUCUAUUUGCACUGCCAAAACUUUUAAACGCACUUUAGCCUGAUGUGUGCAGUUUUAUUUUCAAUGAAAAUGACACGGAGGCGUGCGAUUGGCUGGCAACCAGUUGAGGGUGCGCCCCACCUCCUGCCCAAUGAUACCUGGGAUAGGCUCCGGCACGCCCGCAACCCUUGUGAGGAUAAGCGGCACAGAGAAUGGAUGGAUGAUCCAAAUGCUUGCCUUGCUCUUUUAUUGCGGCAAUGUCUUACCGGAGGAAUUUGAAUCUUGCCUGUUUGUUUGAUAUGCGUAUGAUAUGCAUAAUGGAGAAGCUGCAUUUUUUUGAAUGUUUACAAUUAAUGGACAAAAUUAAUAUUAACCAUCUUCAGCCUUAGUAUGAAGCGUUUCCUUGACCCCGAUGCAUUUUGUUAUUAACUUGGCACUUUUACACGUUUUCUCUAAACAGCUUCGCAUACAUUUUAAUAUGUAAAUAAGUUCCUUCAUUAUUAUUUUUUUUUUUGCAUGGUUGUCCACAUCGUGUUAUAUCACUGCCGCACUAUUUUUUUUUUUAUGCAAAUAUUUUUCUUAUAUCGAACCUCUACUAGAGGCUACACAGCCUCAAACGGCACGGUAACAGUUUUGUACUUUAAACUAUUAAAAACAUUUUGUUACCACUAUGUAUCGUGUUUCUAUUGUUUCAUAUUCUCUCCACAUUCAUUAAAUUUAUUGCACCCAUUUUGGUUUGUUUGCACGUUUGGUGGGAAAAUAUCGUAUUUGCCAUCUUGUAUAUUCUGGAUUAUAUACUUUUGUUGCCCAGCGUAAUAGUGAACGCAAACAGUGAAUGCGUCCACGAACUGAGUUUCCCAAGCAGCGUAAUAUGACAACAAUGUAAUGUGAUUUCAUAUCAUGCACUGUAAUAUUCAUCACUCCCAUCUGGUGGAUCGUCAAAUGAAGGAUUAAAUAUUACCCAAAUCAGAUACUACGUAGGACAAGGUAAACCUCACUCCUCAUAUCUGAUGACACAAAGGGGAGGUGUCGAUUUCCCGGCCGGUCUUUGUUGGGAGUCAUAAAGUUAUGUCAACUAUUGUUAUGAAUUUUUAUGGGUGGGUGGAAUACAACUCCCAUCAACCAGAGCAAUAUAUUCACCAGUGGGGAUCGUAUUGUAGGAGAAAUAACAUCAAAACUGAGUAUCCAUCCAUCCAUUUUCUUUCCCGCUUAUCCUCACGAGGGUCCCAGCUGUCAAGGAGCAGGAGGUGGGGUACACUCUGAACUGGUUGCCAGCCAUUUGCAGGGCACAAAGAGACAAACAGACACACUAACAAUCACACCUAGGGACAAUUUAGAGUGUCCAAUUAAUGUUGCAUGUUUUUGGGAUGCGGGAGGAAACCGGAGUGCCCGGAGGAUACCCACGCAGGAAAGGGGAGAACAUGCAAACUCCACACAGGCGGGGCUGGGAUCAAACCCGGGACCUCAGAACUGUGAGGCCGACGCUUUACCAGCUGAGCCACUGUGACGCCCUUAUGUCAGCUCAUGUUAUGAAUUUUUUUGGGUGGGUGGAAGACAACUGCCAUCAACCAGAGCAAAGUAUUUUCACCAUUGCGGAUCGUAUUAUGGGAGAAAUAACAUCAAAACUGACAAAGAACUGAAAAAUAAAUUCACUGAGAUGAAGGGAAAAGCAAAAGUCAGAUCAAUCGGACAUUAUGGAAAAACUUGUUGUACAACACAUUUGAAUCUAAACUUUAACAGCUUUUAGGUGUUCAAAUCAUACAUGUGGCUUACAAUAUUAAUAAAUAUACUUUUUAGGAAGGAAUAAUCAGCCUCAUUUUUUUAGAAAACUCAUGUGCUCGUGUUUUUUAAUGUUGGUUAUGAUGGUGGUUGUUGGGGAGGGGCUACAUAUUUGUGAGCUGAGAGUAAAACAAAAAGAAAACAAAAUGGAGAGCCCCGAGGACAAAGCAGUUCCAUACGUAUCCAAACGAGACGUGGAGUUAAAAAUGCGAUCGAUUCAAGUGACCUGACAGAGGGAUAUUACAUUUUCAUGUUAAUAAAUUUGUCACUCUGGGUUCCCAUCUCUGCCCAUUUACUUUUUUUAAAUCUCCCGCCAACUGUGUAAUUUCUCUUGUGUUUAAAAAAAAAAAAGUGAAAUAG
Molecule: messenger RNA, 3527 nt
Organism: Syngnathoides biaculeatus (alligator pipefish)
Lineage: Eukaryota; Metazoa; Chordata; Actinopteri; Syngnathiformes; Syngnathidae
Product: arrestin domain-containing protein 3-like
Exons: 6
Coding region: 242-1177 (311 amino acids)
Biological process (GO): protein transport
Cellular component (GO): cytoplasm; plasma membrane
Source: RefSeq, a predicted model, not a curated record